CGUCAGCUGUUGCAGGGAAAAUAAACUGUUAUUCCCUAAACUUGUAUUAGCCCAUAAAACUUAAAAAGUCCUACAAACAAAACACAUUGUGAAUUAAUUAGCUGGAAAGUGAAUACAUAAUAACCACAAACGGUUUAAUUUACUCACUAGAUUUCGCUGUGCCGGGAAUAAGUGCACUUUUAAAUCAAACUUUACGCCCGCGCAGGCGCCAACUUUUUUGUAAACAUUGCCGCCCAACCCAAAAUGCAACAACAGCAGCCACCAAAAAACUCCUCUGAACGCAAAAUCGGCACAAGGACGUGCCAGCCAGCCAGGAAAAAUCAAUAACAACACAGCCGCGAAGCGACAAAGGCCGGAAGUGCAUUUUUUGCAUUACUGAGCGUUAAGUAACGCCAGAGGGUAGAAAAAAUCCGUAAUUUUUAGGAGGAAAGUGAUGUAGUUUUUUGUGCCAAGACUCUGUACGAAUAAACCCGGAAAAUGGUGGGCAAGGGGUCAAGCGGCUUGGGCGAACACACGAGCACGGGCAGCAAGGAACGCCCUGUUUUUAUUCCGCCUCGGAAACGUCAACAAACCAAGUCGGAGGCCAAGAAGCAGAACUAUGUGGACCAUAUUGUCAGUGUGCAGCAAAAUCGACCGAAGCUGUCGCCCUCAAAUCCGGGACUCGAGGAGGAGCUGCGCAAGUCCAAGCUGAUCAUCAAGAACAAGCAGCCGCUGCCGCAGCUGCCCGGGGAACUGGGUGUGCCCGGUGCCCACGAUACCCUGGCCAGUACCCACUCGGCCAGCUCCACACAGCACAGCCAGAAGUCGGCCCGAUCCAACAGUAAUCUCAACGAGCUGCAGAACUUCGAGUCCAUAUCGCAGGGCACGAAAUCCACCUCGCAGCGGCACGAGAGCAGCACGGUGACGCCCAGCAGCUGUUGCUAUUCGGAGAGCAGCCUGGACGCCAAGUUGAGCAAGUCGCAGGACUGCCUGAGCAACCGGUCGUCCUCCAAGAAGCGGGUGAAUAUCCGGACGACCGAUCUGCCCGGACAGGGACGCAACCAGCGCACCUCGCCAGAGAUAGCCAACUACGAGGACCUGGAGUCCGGCGAGACGAGUGUCCUGAACAACUACGACCAAAGUCUGGAGCGGGGCUACCAGGCGCGCAAGGAGGCUGGCAACUACCUGACCAUGACGGGCACCAUCAAGCGGGGCCGCAAGAAGGGCCAGUCCGUGGACCUGCAGAUCAACAUCAGUCGCGAGGAGCUGGAGCAGCUGAAUGCCCAUGCGAUGGCCAGUGAUUCCAAAAAGGGCGGCAAUCUGUGCUGCACCUGCAGCUGUGGCACUGGCCUCCACAUCCUGCUCAUUUCGCUGUUUUGUCUGCCGUUUGUGACCGUCAUCUCGGCGGUGUACUCUUUCUAUAUUGGCACACUCACCUGGUACAAUAUGUUCAACUAUUACUGCGAGGAAAGGACGUACCUGCACAAGAUCCUAGUGACGCCGCUCCUGUUCGUGGCCUAUCCCCUGGCCAUCCUGCUGUGCACCUUCGGACUGGGCAUCUAUUCUGGGGUGCGGCAGCUGAGUCUGCAGUACAGUAGCUGGGUGAACGACAUCACGGAUAUUGAGAAGGGCUUCUACGGAUGGCUGUGCGGCUUCCUGCGGAUGCCCGACUGCAGUCCCUACGAGGUGGUCAUCCUCACCGAUAUCUGUGUGGCGCCGCAGGAUCCCCAGCGGCUGCAUAUCAACAAACCGCGCCAGGAGCUGUCCAUGUAGGAUGCCUGGCCCCGCAUUUUCGACCAUAAGUGUGAUAUAAAAAAAAACGUAAUUACAAACGUACGAUCAACACAUUAAGUUUCCUUUGGCCAAAUUUGUUCCUUUCACAUUGACAUAAUCGAAUGUCUGCAAUUGCAGCUUUAGAGAACCGAAAUACACUAUAUAAACAAGCGGUUUAAUAUAGCCGCAUCCAGAACAUAAUCCAAGCCCUAGAGAACCUAGCAUUAAGUUACUAGAAAUCUAACACUCGCACAGCGUCUAAAUACACAAGGAGUUCGGGAGCCCGAAACUAAUAUAACUUUGCAAAUGUCAAUAAAAAUAAUUGCUCAAUAAGUAAAUGUCACGGAUAAUUGUUAUAGUAAUUCAGAUUAAUGUAAAUUAAUUUUUGGUCUGAACCCAUGUGUGGGAAAACCCCUAAAGAAUCCAUUUAAUCUUUCAAAUUAAAAACAAUUUUAUAAAUUGUAGUUUGUCAUAUCUGAUUUAAUAGGCAUUCUAAAAACGUUAUUCCAUCCAUUAUUAUUUAUGACAAUUUGCAGGGUUAUCAAAAAACAGUUAACUGUUGUAGUUGGGCACUAGCCUGCAACUUGAAACUUUGCUUUCCUUUCUAACUCAAAGCCAAAUUUAAAGCCAUAUAAGAAACAUAUUACCGAACUGGAAUAGCAUUUACAGAAUUAUGCAUUUAUCUUUAAAGUGAACCAAAAACCAAAUAAAGCAGCCAACUUAAAUGCGCAGUUGACGUGAUGGAAACUUUUUCUUAGUUUUAAGCAAACAUUUUUUAUUUCUACGUCAAUAAAAACCGCAGCAAAGCCCACAUAUAUAUGUAUACUUAUAUAAGCAAACGUUUUUAAAAUAGAAAUUCUAUAUGUUAAGAACCCGAAUAUCAAACACUUAUUGAAAUGAAUAUAUUAGCCAGAGAAAUAAAGUCAAUAAAACUAUAUAGCAAACACAAACAAACCAAAGGUCGUAUUGCGUUCUUAAAUGCGAACUGCUACAUUUUAUUUGAUUUGCAUAAAUAUUUGCAUAUAUUUAUUUUUCAAUUUACUUCAAGCAGCGGGAAUCAAGAGAUAACGUAACUGAUUUAAACAUUUGUAUGUGUACACUCGUAAAAAUCUUUUAUUUAACUCAAAACAAAAGUUAA
Molecule: messenger RNA, 2890 nt
Organism: Drosophila rhopaloa
Lineage: Eukaryota; Metazoa; Arthropoda; Insecta; Diptera; Drosophilidae
Exons: 2
Coding region: 478-1752 (424 amino acids)
Source: RefSeq, a predicted model, not a curated record